CCCAGCAUCCUCCGAGCUUGGGUGCCCGGGAUGAGCUUCACCCGGAGAAAGGGCUUCUACAAGCAGGACGUCAACAAGACCAGCUGGGAGCUGCCCAAGACCUACGUGUCCCCGACGCACGUAGGCAGCGGGGCUUAUGGCGCCGUGUGCUCCGCCAUCGACAAGCGGUCAGGGGAGAAGGUGGCCAUCAAGAAGCUGAGCCGGCCCUUCCAGUCCGAGAUCUUUGCCAAGCGGGCCUACCGAGAGCUGCGGCUGCUGAAGCACAUGCAGCAUGAGAACGUCAUCGGGCUCCUGGAUGUCUUCACCCCAGCCUCCUCCCUGCGCAGCUUCCAUGACUUCUACCUGGUGAUGCCCUUCAUGCAGACGGACCUGCAGAAGAUCAUGGGGAUGGAGUUCAGUGAGGACAAGAUCCAGUACCUGGUGUAUCAGAUGCUUAAGGGGCUCAAGUACAUCCACUCAGCUGGGGUCGUCCAUAGGGACCUAAAGCCGGGCAACCUGGCUGUGAACGAGGACUGUGAGCUGAAGAUCUUGGAUUUCGGCCUGGCCCGGCAUGCGGACGCUGAGAUGACGGGCUACGUGGUGACCCGCUGGUACCGGGCCCCCGAGGUGAUCCUCAGCUGGAUGCAUUACAACCAGACUGUGGACAUCUGGUCUGUGGGCUGUAUCAUGGCAGAGAUGCUGACAGGGAAGACUCUGUUCAAGGGGAAAGAUUACCUGGACCAGCUGUCCCAGAUCCUGAAAGUGACCGGGGUGCCAGGCGCAGAGUUUGUGCAGAAGUUGAACGACAAAGCAGCUAAAUCCUACAUCCAGGCCCUGCCACAGAGCCCCAAGAAGGAUUUCUCUCAGCUCUUCCCGCGUGCCAGCCCCCAGGCCAUAGAUGUGCUGGAGAAGAUGCUGGAGCUGGACGUGGAUAAGCGCCUGACGGCCUCGCAGGCCCUCGCGCACCCCUUCUUUGAACUCUUCCGAGACCCGGAGGAGGAGACAGAGGCCCCGCAGCCUUUUGAUGAUUCCCUAGAACAUGAGAAACUCACAGUGGAUGAAUGGAAGCAGCACAUCUACAAGGAGAUCGUGAACUUCAGCCCCAUUGCCCGGAAGGACUCACGGCGCCGGAGCGGCAUGAAGCUUCAGUGACCCGUCCAGCCGGACCCCUGGCUGAGCCCAGGGACCGCCGCGCGGCACCGCCGCCGGAUGCUGCCCCAGGACCGAUACCUGCUUGUCACUACUAAGGUCCGGCCCUUCUGGGAUGACCGCCUUCCGGGCGGAGGAGAGAGGGGCCUUGCCCGGGUGUAGGAAACGGGCCUCGUGGCUGCAGAAUUCAGAGAUUUUGGGUGGGAGAAAAUAGCUCUGAUCGCAACCAUCCACAUUAAAACAUCCAUUUGGAGACUCGCCCA
Ailuropoda melanoleuca (giant panda) is the source of this 1391-nucleotide messenger RNA. RefSeq names its product mitogen-activated protein kinase 13 (gene MAPK13). Gene Ontology annotation, biological process: protein phosphorylation; MAPK cascade. The transcript is spliced from 12 exons. NCBI's taxonomy places the organism in Eukaryota, Metazoa, Chordata, Mammalia, Carnivora, Ursidae. Bases 31 to 1131 code for a protein of 366 amino acids. The record is from RefSeq and is a predicted model, not a curated record. Gene Ontology annotation, molecular function: ATP binding; MAP kinase activity.